AUGACCGAUAUACUUCUCAAGAUCAACACUGGCGCAACCAUCCCAGCAUUGGGAUUAGGAACAUGGCAAAGUCCAGAAGGCCAGGUCCGAGCCGCUGUUGCACAUGCUAUCAAAUCCGGCUACCGGCACAUCGACUGUGCGUAUGUCUACGGCAACGAGAAGGAAGUGGGCGAGGGCAUCAAAGAGGGUCUAGCAGCCGCGGGAAUCUCCCGAAAGGACUUGUUCAUAACCACAAAGCUAUGGUGCACAUACCACACGAGAGCAGAGCAGAACCUCGACAUAAGCUUGGGUCUGCUCGGCCUAGACUAUGUCGACCUGUACCUUAUGCACUGGCCCGUUGCGAUGAACCCAAACGGCAACCAUGAAAAGUUCCCCAAGCUGCCUGACGGUUCUAGAGAUCUCAUCCGGUCCCGAUCACACGUGGAUACGUACAAGGAUAUGGAAAAGCUGUUGGAGACCGGUAAGGUAAAGGCCAUCGGUGUGUGCAACUACUCCAAACGGUUCCUUGAGGAACUGCUGCCCAAGGUGGGUAUAGUUCCAGCCGUCAACCAGAUCGAGAACCACCCUCUACUCCCGCAACAAGAAAUUGUCGACUACUGCCAGCAACACGGCAUUCAUGUGACGGCGUACAGCCCUCUCGGAUCGACAGGGAGCCCGCUGAUGAAGGACCCUCACGUCGUCAAGCUGGCUGAGCAAAAGGGGACGACUCCAGGGUGCAUUCUGCUGAGUUACCACAUUGCACGACGGAGCUCCGUGCUCGCCAAGUCAGUUACGCCGUCUCGGAUUGACGAGAACAAGCACGUAGUCGACCUGUCCGCGAGUGACCUUGCCUCACUGGCCGAGAUUUCUCAGAAUGGUGUGACGCGGUUCGUGUAUCCUGAAUUUGGGGUGGACUUUGGCUUUCCGGAUAAGUCAUGA
This is a messenger RNA of Exophiala spinifera, 918 nucleotides long. RefSeq lists its product as uncharacterized. Gene Ontology annotation, cellular component: cytosol. The transcript has 2 exons. Lineage: Eukaryota; Fungi; Ascomycota; Eurotiomycetes; Chaetothyriales; Herpotrichiellaceae. The record is from RefSeq and is a predicted model, not a curated record. Gene Ontology annotation, molecular function: aldose reductase (NADPH) activity. The coding region runs from base 1 to 918 and encodes 305 amino acids.